UUUAUUUAAAUUUAAUUUCCUUUCCGCGCAAGGUGCUCUGCAGGCUGUUGUGCCAAAGUCAUAUUAACCCCACGACUAGUUAAUAUGCAGUGCACGACGUUGCCCACGCGCGAUGAAUAUUCAUAAUAAUGGCGGGUUUUUUCCCCGUGACUCCUCCCUUCCCGCCCACGUCGCGCGACGUAGCAAAACCCGGAAGUGUGGCUCCUACUCACUGUUGUUGCUGUUGUUGUUUAUUCGAGCACAAAUGCUCGGCGUGUGGCUGCUGCUAACUUAUCUGCCGCUGUCGGUGGCUGAUAACAUGACUGAUAAGACUCAGCUGCCGAGCAGAGGACGAGCUCUGAGGGGAAGGGAGGAGAAAAUGGUCGUGGCAGAAAAGCAUGCCGUCAACGGGAAUCCCAUGGUGGAGCCUUUCCCACAGGGCAUGGAAACCAUUAUGUUUGGUAUGGGCUGUUUCUGGGGAGCUGAGAAACUUUUCUGGCGCCUUCCAGGAGUCUUCUCCACUCAAGUUGGCUUCGCCGGCGGCUUCACACCCAACCCCAAUUACCACGAGGUCUGCACAGGUUUGACGGGCCACACUGAGGUAGUGAGGGUGGUCUUUUCCCCUCAAGAGAUCAGCCUGGAGGAGCUGCUCAAACGCUUUUGGGAGAACCACGAUCCUACACAAGGUAUGAGGCAGCACAAUGACCACGGUACCCAGUAUCGCUCUGCCAUUUACACAUCCAACGCCGCACAACAGGAGAUCGCACUAAAGAGCAAAGUGGCCUUCCAACAGGAGCUGAAUAAGAAAGGCCACGGCUCAAUCACCACCGAGAUCCUGGAAGGUCAGCACUUUUACUACGCCGAGGACUACCACCAACAGUACCUGAAGAAGGUGCCCAAAGGCUACUGCGGCAUCAAGGGCACAGGGGUCACCUGCCCCCUCCAGACCCCAAAGGAUGAGCUCUAAGGGACGCGCGAUUAAAAAACGAGGCAUUUCUGCAAGAUAAAUGAAUCUGAAGGUAUAAAACAUGAACAUAAUGUCAAGUUGAACAUACUUUUAAAGGCUCACACUGCAAAAAGUGUGGAAAAGAAGUCUCAUUUCAUGUCUAAUAAAACAAUUUUAUCAAAAUA
Molecule: messenger RNA, 1110 nt
Organism: Oryzias melastigma (Indian medaka)
Lineage: Eukaryota; Metazoa; Chordata; Actinopteri; Beloniformes; Adrianichthyidae
Gene: msrab
Product: mitochondrial peptide methionine sulfoxide reductase
Exons: 6
Coding region: 113-946 (277 amino acids)
Biological process (GO): cellular response to oxidative stress
Cellular component (GO): cytoplasm
Molecular function (GO): peptide-methionine (S)-S-oxide reductase activity
Source: RefSeq, a predicted model, not a curated record